AUUCACUAUAUCUGGUCUUCCCGGACCCUGCAUUCACUAUAUCUGGUCUCCCCGGACCCUACAUUCACUAUAUCUGGUCUCCCACAACCCUGCAUUCACUGUAUCCGGUCUCCCAGGACCCUGCAUUCACUAUAUCCGGUCUCCCCGGACCCUGCAUCCACUAUAUCUGGUCUCCCCGGACCCUGCAUUCACUAUAUCUGGUCUCCCCAUACCCUGCAUUCACUAUAUCCGGUCUCCCCAGACCCUGCAUUCACUAUAUCCGGUCUCCCAGGACCCUGCAUUCACUAUAUCUGGUCUCCCCGGACCCUGCAUUCACUAUAUCUGGUCUCGCCGGACACGGCAUUCACUGUAUCUGGUCUCCCACAGACCCUGCAUUCACUAUAUCUGGUCUCCCCGGACCCUGCAUUCACUAUAUCUGGUCUCCCCGUACCCUGCAUUCACUAUAUCUGGUCCACCACAACCCUGCAUUCACUAUAUCUGUUCUCC
This is a messenger RNA of Staurois parvus, 486 nucleotides long. NCBI's taxonomy places the organism in Eukaryota, Metazoa, Chordata, Amphibia, Anura, Ranidae. The record is from the annotation of a GenBank genome assembly.